This is a messenger RNA of Syngnathus acus (greater pipefish), 2586 nucleotides long. Its product is annotated as vitamin D3 receptor A. The transcript is spliced from 11 exons. The record is from RefSeq and is a predicted model, not a curated record. Gene Ontology annotation, molecular function: nuclear receptor activity; vitamin D response element binding; zinc ion binding. The coding region runs from base 324 to 1451 and encodes 375 amino acids. Gene Ontology annotation, biological process: cell differentiation; negative regulation of transcription by RNA polymerase II; positive regulation of transcription by RNA polymerase II. NCBI's taxonomy places the organism in Eukaryota, Metazoa, Chordata, Actinopteri, Syngnathiformes, Syngnathidae. Gene Ontology annotation, cellular component: nucleus.
AGACCCGUGAUUGGACGCUUGGAGAUUAUAGAUAUGUAUAGAUAUGUCGUGUACUCCACAUAGGGGGCGGGACACAGACUGGAGAAGCGCUUGUCCAGCAACAUUAAGAGGUACCAGAACACUGCACUAAUGCACCGUUUCGUAAGGAUCAAUUUUGGUUGUAUCCAGAGGAAAAGUUUUUCAUCGGGGAGAAUUCCUUAAAGCCAUUGCCUUCAACUGGCUCGGAAAAUUUGGCCACCACAACAAUUUUGCCCCCCUCUUCCUCCUCCUCUUCCUCCUCUGCUACCUCUGCACAGAGUGAACGUUGAUAUGCUGCAUCAGUGAUGGAGCCCAUGACGUUUACCACGUCGCUGGCGGGAUCAGAAGAGUUUGAUCGCAAUGCCCCACGGAUCUGUGGGGUUUGCGGGGACAAGGCCACUGGCUUCCACUUCAACGCCAUGACCUGUGAGGGUUGCAAGGGCUUCUUCAGGCGCAGUAUGAAGCGUAAGGCUGCCUUCACCUGCCCGUUCAGCGGAAGCUGCACCAUCACCAAAGACAACCGACGUCACUGCCAGGCCUGCCGUCUCAAGCGCUGUGUUGACAUUGGCAUGAUGAAAGAGUUCAUCCUCACCGAUGAAGAAGUCCAGAGGAAGAAGGAAAUGAUAUUGAAAAGGAAGGAGGAGGAGGCCGCAAAGGAAGCUUCAAGGCCUCGGCUCAACGAAGCGCAGGCCCAGAUCAUUUCGUCUUUGGUUGAGGCUCACCACAAGACUUAUGAUGCCUCCUAUUCAGACUUCUCCCGCUUUAGGCCUCCAGUGCGUGAAGGUCCGGUAACACGCAGUGCCAGCAGAGCCGCCUCCCUUCACUCUCUGUCCGAUGCGUCCUCCGACUCGUUCAAUCACUCACCUGAGUCGCUGGACACCAAGUUGAACUUAAGCAACCUGUUAAUGAUGUACCAAGAUGGCGCAAGCAGUCCAGACUCUAGUGAGGAAGACACUAAGCUCUCCAUGCUGCCUCAUCUGGCUGACCUAGUCUCCUACAGCAUCCAGAAGGUCAUUGGGUUUGCCAAAAUGAUCCCAGGCUUCAGAGACCUGACGGCAGAAGACCAGAUUGCCCUGCUGAAGUCGAGUGCCAUUGAGAUUAUCAUGCUGCGCUCCAAUCAGUCUUUCAGCCUGGAGGACAUGUCCUGGAGCUGUGGAGGACCCGACUUCAAAUACUGCAUCAAUGAUGUCACAAAGGCGGGUCACACUCUGGAGCUGCUGGAACCAUUGAUCAAGUUCCAGGUUGGCCUGAAGAAACUCAAUCUGCAUGAGGAGGAACAUGUCCUGCUCAUGGCCAUCUGCCUGCUCUCCCCAGAUGGUUUCGGACCUCGGAAAUGGAUCCAUAUUACAUGUACACACUUGGUUCAAAGUCUUCCUUUAAGAAGCUCCUGCUUAAACAUGAUGUCCACACGCAGCGCUGUGCGUGUUUACUGAACCCACUGGGUGAGUUACGUGCUGUUCAGCUUUGAUGUCGCGCCAGUUACGCGGCUCGUGCAGCUAUCGGCGUCAAGCCUACGCACACGCGGGCAAACAGAAAGGUUUGGUCAAAACGUUGCUAUCGUAAAGGUGUUUAAAGCUACCCAGCGGCACUGAGGCAAGGGAAGAAUUUAUUUGAGUGAACAAUUCACCUGAAACACACAGUCGGUUUGAAUGGAGGUAUUCAUUGUGGUUGCCAUUCAUUUCACAGAAGCAAAGUUAAAAUAUUGGAGUUGUUUUAGGCCCGGCUUACUUAAUGAAGCCCUCUUUCAGCAAGAAGAUGACAAAACAAAGGUAGGAAGUGAGCGAGUGCUGUGUAACCAGGGGAGUAUCUAUAACGUUAACAUUCCUUAAGUAGGCCAAGUAGAGAAGAGGUUCCCAGCUUUUUGCUUCAACCCACAAAACAGCAGCAGCUGCUGGCAUCAAGGGGUCUGGACCCCAGACUGUCCCAGCCUUCCUCCUCUUUGUAUUCUCCUUUCCCACCCUUGUUCUUGGUUUCACUGUUAUUCACCUUCACUUCAACCACUUGAACAUAUCAUUUCCUGGCAGCACAAAUUUAUAUGAAUGGCGCACUUUCUCGCAAUAAAACUUUGAACGUUCCGUCUUGCCUUUCUAUUGUGUUUGUUUACAGUGGCUCUUCACUUUGUUUACAUUUGGGUUCCACUUCAGUGGCCAACAGAGGAAGUUUCCACCCUUUCAUGGGAUUAAUCAUUGAGUCACCGGUGGACCUGGCAACGUCAGUUCUUGACAGAUGAUUUUGCGCUUACUGAACGGCAGCACGAAAGAAAAUCUCACUCCAGAUUUAUUACCAUUCAUUUUAUGCAUAUUUCUAACUCGGUAGUUUAUGCAUUUGAAUUUAUAUGUAGCUCAUAGCAGUGGUGGGUGGUGCUUUUUGGACCCGGAGACUUAAGUGGCCUAUUCCACCCCUCGAUACCACCUUGGCAGAUGACAUUGACAUGACAACACAUGAGGUCAAAUCUAAUUGCCCCUCCCCCCCAAAAGGAACAUGCCCACUAAUGGAAGUCACGCAGCCCAGAGAAUUGCUGUAAAAUGACAAUAGGCUGUUGAAAAUAAAUGUAUACAAUUUAAUUGA